AUGACUGCAAACUGGAGUGAUGCUGAAACAAAAGCGCUUCUUCUCAUUCGAGCGGAUGAGGAGAUUUGUCGACAACUUAACAGAACAGUUAGUGACACCGUAACAUACGAUAAAAUAACGAGACUUCUGAAAGAACAAGGUAUAAACCGAAGUAAAAGUCAGGUGAUUAGCAAACUUAAAACGCUGAGGCUGAAGUUUCAGAAAGUACAUGACCAUCAUAAAAGAAGUGGAAACGGCAGGAUUUCGUGGGCAUAUUUUGAGCUUUGUCAGUCCGUUUGGGGUAACAGUCACUCUACAGAACCAGUGGCUUUAAGCAGUAGCCUGAACACCGAGGAGGCUCAAACUAGCUCCGCAGAGUCUGCAGAUCAUGCGAGUGGUGAAAGUAUGCCGCCUGACAUCGAGACGGACUGUGUGGCAGAAGAUACCACUCAACCCCCUAAAAAGAAGACCAAAAAAGCCAAAAACUUCACAGAGUCUAUAACCACAAUGCUAGAGUCAAUGGACAAAUCAUUCAGAGAACAAGAAGCUAUCCAUGUCCAAGAACAAAGGGAGUAUGAGGAGAAGCUGCGUAAAGAGGCCCGGGAAGAACAGAAGGAAGACAGGGCAACCCUAAUGGCUAUGUGGAGGGAAAUGAUGGAGUUUCAAGGGAACCUCUUAAGGGAAUGCAUGAAUCGUCCACCCCUUCCUACAUCUUAUCCACCUUAUUCAUCCCAUCAACAACAGUUCUCUUUCCCAGGUCCUAGCACUAGCUACAUGGCACCAUACUAUCCACCAGAAAAAGAGGCCUCACCCCAUCCUCAGUUUAGGUCUUCAUUCCUAGACGAUUUGGAGGAGUAG
Molecule: messenger RNA, 837 nt
Organism: Paramisgurnus dabryanus
Lineage: Eukaryota; Metazoa; Chordata; Actinopteri; Cypriniformes; Cobitidae
Source: RefSeq, a predicted model, not a curated record